AUGUCGGCCAGAAGAGCAACCCACGCAGGCAGCUGGUACACGGAUUCGGGCACUGAGCUUUCCAGGCAGUUGGACCGGUGGUUGGGUGCUGCGGAUCUCUCUCAUGGUCCUGCUCGCGCAAUUAUUGCUCCACAUGCCGGAUAUACGUACUGUGGUGCCUGCGGAGCGUUUGCCUAUCGCCAAGUCAGCCCUGUUGUCGUCAAGCGAAUCUUCAUACUGGGUCCCUCGCAUCAUGUGCGCCUGCGUGGUUGUGCCUUAUCCGUGGCGAAGAAGUACAGGACUCCCCUCUAUGAUCUCAAAAUUGAUACUCAGAUCAACGCUGAGCUGGAGAAGACUGGACUGUUUUCUUGGAUGGACAUGAAAACUGACGAGGAUGAGCACUCCAUUGAGAUGCAUUUGCCUUACAUAGCUAAAGUGAUGGAGGACUACAGGGACCAGUUCACCAUUGUGCCUAUCCUGGUGGGCUCGCUCAACCCCGAGCAGGAGGCGCAGUACGGUAGCCUGCUGUCCCCCUACUUGAUGGACCCCACCAACCUGUUUGUGAUAUCCUCCGACUUCUGCCACUGGGGCCAGCGCUUUAGCUACACGUACUACGAUCGCUCCUGCGGCGCCAUCCACAAGUCCAUCGAGAAGCUGGACAAGCAGGGCAUGGACAUCAUCGAGACGCUCAGUCCGCAGUCCUUCACGGAGUACUUGCGCAAGUACAACAACACGAUAUGUGGCCGUCAUCCCAUCGGAGUGAUGCUGGGCGCCGUGAAGGCCCUGCAGGAUCAGGGCUACGACAAGAUGAGUUUCAAGUUCCUCAAGUACGCCCAAAGCAGCCAGUGCCAGGACAUGGAGGACUCCAGCGUCAGCUACGCCUCCGGAUCCCUUGUCUUUGAGAUUUGAACGCAAACAAGUAUUUUAGCCACUCCACAGCGCAUCUUAUACGUGAAUCUUAAGAAUAACGUUUUUAUAAUUACUAGCAUCAAAUUGAAAAUUUAAAAUAAAUCCAAUUAUCUCAAGAA
Drosophila suzukii is the source of this 1007-nucleotide messenger RNA. Its product is annotated as protein MEMO1. The record is from RefSeq and is a predicted model, not a curated record. Lineage: Eukaryota; Metazoa; Arthropoda; Insecta; Diptera; Drosophilidae.